GAAUCAUUUGCAGUUUAUUUACUGUGUAAGUAAAAACCAAAUCACAUCCAUAAUUGUACUGACCUGGGAGCACAGACGCCGCCAUCUAUGUCACAGUGCACUGAAAAAGAACCUGCAGUAAUGGAUCAAGAAUCCAGUAAGGCAGCUUGGCCUAAACCAGCUGGAGGAUAUCAGACUAUAACAGGCAGGAGGUAUGGAAGAAGACACGCAUAUGUCAGUUUUAAGCCAUGCAUGACCAGGCAUGAGAGAAGUUUAGGUCGGGCUGGUGAUGACUACGAAGUGUUGGAACUAGAUGAUGUUCCAAAGGAGAGCAUCUCAGGUUCCAGUUCAUUGGAUCAAGUCCAUUCUUCUUUAGCCAAUGAACCAACAUUUGACAAAAGUGAAACAGAGAUUCCCACUUGUGGUCCAGCGCUGACUCAAACCCCUGAGAGCGGUCCAUCCAUUGCCACAGUGUGUCAUAGUGAGGCGGCCAGGGAGGUCUUAGAAAGCAGUGCACAUCUUCAGCAUCACGCUGAGACAGAGUAUACUCCAGCAGUUUGUAAUGUCUCAAGUGUCCAAAAUGGAAUUGUGUUGGUUCAUACUGGCUCUGAUGACCCAGGCAGCAGACAUGGAGAGAAUAACGGCUCUCUUCGACUCUCUGCAGGAGCUGUGGAAGGCGGUAGGUGUCAGGAAGUGUUAGGCAGUGCAGUGUUUGAGCUGGAAAAUGGAGAGGUGGAGAUGUACGCUGACCUUUCACCAUCUGUUCCCUCGCUCAACUGUGAAAUGAGUGAGCAGUUUGAAGAACUAGAUUCAGCACCUUUAGAGAAAACUUCUGCUGUGGAUGCUGAGCUUGUCCAUCAGAGUGGACAGGGAUUUCAGAGGGCUUCUGAAGAUGGCACUGUUAGAGAGAGGCAACAAGACCAUACUGGUCAGGAGAGACAGGCAGAAAGAUCAGCUGAAGAUGCAGACUGUGUUCCAGGGCAUAUUUGUAGUGAACAAAAUACUAGCGAUAGAGCCAACCACCAUGGAAGCUCUCCUGAGCAGGUAGUAAGGCCCAAAGUUAGAAAAGUGGUAAGAUCAAGCCAGGUGGACCAGGAAAUCGGUUUUAAUAGGCAUGAGGCCAAACAAAGAAGUGUUCAGAGGUGGAGAGAGGCUUUAGAAGUUGAGGAAUGUAGUUCCGAUGACCCUAUCAUAAAGUGUGACGACUAUGAUGGAGAUCAUGAGUGCAUGUUCUUGACUCCACCUUACUCAAGAGUUGCACAGAGGGAAACCGAAAAUAACCGUGCAACAUCAGAAAAUGGAGCUGUAGCUUCAGGAAGGCAAGAUGCUCGGGAUAAUUCCUUUUGGAAUGGCUGUGGAGAUUAUUACCAACUCUACGACAAAGAUGAAGACAGUUCAGAGUGCAGUGAUGGGGAAUGGUCGGCUUCUCUGCCUCACCGCUUUUCUGGCACAGAAAAAGACCAGUCCUCAAGUGACGAGAGCUGGGAGACCCUGCCAGGGAAGGAUGAGAAUGAACCUGAGCUACAGAGCGAUAGUAGUGGCCCUGACGAGGAAAACCAGGAAUUGUCUCUUCAGGAGGGGGAGCAGACAUCCUUGGAAGAGGGAGAAAUUCCCUGGUUACAGUACAAUGAGGUCAAUGAAAGCAGCAGCGAUGAAGGAAACGAGCCUGCCAAUGAGUUUGCGCAGCCGGAAGCUUUCAUGCUGGAUGGCAACAACAACCUUGAGGACGACUCCAGUGUGAGCGAGGACUUGGACGUGGACUGGAGCCUGUUUGAUGGUUUUGCGGAUGGACUGGGAGUUGCUGAAGCUAUUUCUUAUGUGGAUCCUCAGUUCCUCACCUACAUGGCACUAGAAGAACGCUUAGCCCAGGCUAUGGAGACUGCACUGGCACACUUAGAGUCUCUUGCAGUGGAUGUUGAGGUGGCUAAUCCACCAGCUAGUAAGGAAAGCAUCGACGGGCUUCCAGAAACGCUUGUUCUAGAAGAUCAUACUGCUAUUGGUCAGGAGCAGUGCUGUCCAAUCUGCUGCAGUGAGUACAUCAAGGACGACAUAGCCACAGAGCUGCCCUGCCACCAUUUCUUCCAUAAGCCUUGUGUCUCCAUCUGGCUUCAGAAGUCGGGGACCUGCCCUGUGUGCCGCCGUCAUUUCCCACCUGCAGUCAUUGAAGCAUCUGCAGCUGCUUCCUCUGACCCUGACCCUGAUGCCCCGCCUGCAAAUGACAAUACUGCAGAAGCCCCAUAAGAGAAACAUGGAAAUGACACCUGAAGUCUAUCACAGUAAAUCUGCAAAUUUCCUCUAAAUCUGAUGUGCAAAUAAUUAUAUAUAAAUAUAUUUAAAAUGCUAUAUAUAGUAUAUGCCAUAGUUUAGAAAGAGAAUAUUAACCUUUCUAAACUGAAUUUAGGUUUGCAGAGCAUACUAAAUAUUUGCAAGCUGAAUGCUGAAGCAGUGCAUCCAUUUCCUUUAGUUGGCUACAUCUUAGACGUAACCCCGCUGAGACGUUAGGUAACGCAAUAUUCAGUGAACACUGGAUGCCUUUAAAGAAAGGCUAGCAAAGCAUGUGAAUGGUCUGGUGUGCUCAGUGCUCGGCACAGUUACAUGUGUUUGGCUUACGAAACACUGUCUAAGCCCUUAUCAGUCUGCUUCUACUUGUUAAAUACUUGAAGGUCCGGAACACUCUUGACAUCCUCGUUUAAGAAGCUGGCUCUAGUUACUUUAAGGUCGUUUGGUUUCAGAAAUAGUUUAGAAGGUCUGAGGACUUGCACAUGGCCAUGUUUGUAACUGUGUCACCCCAAAUAAAAAUUGCACAGCUUUUAGGUGAUCACAUGAGCAGGCAAGUCUCUACAGAUGAGAGUGUAAUAGGUGGCUUACAGAUGUCAACACCAGAGAGGAGUGGCUGAGACGGCACAACACGGGAGCACACAGCGAGUGCACAUCUGCCUGUCCAUUCUGAUACAGCUGCAGGAAUACCUACAGAGCUUCUGAAAUGCACAGCUUCAUUUCAGUUGUGUAAUAUCUGAGUAGUCAUUCUUUCUUCUUUCUCCAUUCUUAAAAAUAAGUGAAUUUUCACUGUUGGCACAUUUGAGGCUUCACUAUAAGGAAUAUAACACUUGCAUUCUGAUUUUUGCAUAUAUUGUAAAUGUGGCUGGUAUAACAGCAAAAUACUGUGUAUCCUUUUAUGGGUAAAACAAGUGAACAUUGCAUGCAAGUAAUGUGGUGAAUUUGUAAUUUAGGGGUUCUGGGGCUUCUGUGACUUUGGAUGCUUACAUUCAGGCCUUAAUGUUGCGCUAGCUAGCAUGCUUCCUUCUGAUGUAUAUAGUCAGCAUUGUACAAACUAAUCUUUGCUUGUUUUCUACUCUGUGGUCUUUCCAUACCAUAUUUCAUGGAUGAUGAGUCAGUGUCAAGAAGUCACACGAGAUUCACAUUAGUCCUCAUGUGUACACUGUGGAGGUUUGUGGGUUGUGUGGUUUGUUUGUGUGUUUUCUUUUAUGUACUGUUGAUUAGUUGUGGCACUUACUGAUUAAACUUACAUUGCUGCAGAUUGCUUUGUAACAAGCCACAUGUUAUGUUUAGUCAGUAGUAAGGGACCUUGAUUUUUAUUCUCCUAGAUAGCAGCUGUCCCAAAGAAAAUAUUUCUUCUUUGCCUAUUAAGAUUUAGCUAUUAUCUGCCAGUUGUUAAGAGGUUUGGUUCCAAACUCAAGCAGAGAGUUGAACGUAAGAUAGCUGUUGUCCUUUUUGCUUUCCAUCUGUUACCGUCCUUCAUUGUUGGCUCCCAGCUACGUAUACACACAGCUGCUGUGAAGAAGAAAGCUGAAUAAGACUUGCUUUAAAUUUUUUAAAAAGAAAAAUGAAGUUCUAGAACUUUGAUGGUAACAAGCCAGUAUAAUCUGAGGCUGACAAGUUCAGACCCCAAUAUAUUAUUUCAUCUUUUUGCAAAGUUAAGAGUAUAUGAAGGUAAAUUAGAAAUAGUAAAAAUAUUGAUAAAAUGUCAUUUAUCUUAUUUCUCUAUUUUUUGUUGUGACUUGGCCUAAUAAUUUUAAUUUUUUGAACAUUUUAUUUCUUGUAAUACGAAUGCUGAUAUUUAAAGUUAGACUCAUGUGGAUUUCUUUUGUUUCUUAGUUGUUUAUCUCUAAGCUAACUAACUUCUAAGAUUAUUUGUGAUAUGGAUUUAUAUAUAAGCUGUUAAAUAUAUAUGAGCUGUUAAAAUGGAAUGCAAGGUUUCAAAAGCCCAGGUCUAACUGUAAUGAUUGGUUUAUUGUUAUACAAUCCCAGCCCGCCAUUUUCCGUGUAAAUCAUAAACAAUAAACAGGAUAUACUCGGUGGUCAUUUCUAAUA
Cricetulus griseus (Chinese hamster) is the source of this 4311-nucleotide messenger RNA. Lineage: Eukaryota; Metazoa; Chordata; Mammalia; Rodentia; Cricetidae. The record is from RefSeq and is a predicted model, not a curated record.